Xiphias gladius (swordfish) is the source of this 5172-nucleotide messenger RNA. RefSeq names its product zinc fingers and homeoboxes protein 2-like. Gene Ontology annotation, molecular function: DNA-binding transcription factor activity, RNA polymerase II-specific; DNA binding. The record is from RefSeq and is a predicted model, not a curated record. Bases 919 to 4116 code for a protein of 1065 amino acids. Gene Ontology annotation, biological process: regulation of transcription by RNA polymerase II. The transcript has 6 exons. Gene Ontology annotation, cellular component: nucleus. NCBI's taxonomy places the organism in Eukaryota, Metazoa, Chordata, Actinopteri, Istiophoriformes, Xiphiidae.
CUUAUCCACCGCAACCCGACCAGCCGUGCCAGCGUCCCGGCCACGCCGUAAUCAAACUUUUCUGUACAUUUUCACGUCACCUGGACGCGAGACAUAAAUUUGGCAUCCUAUGCAAAUAUAUGCUGACGUAAAAGAUCAUGUGGUUUUUGUCGUCGAUCCCCCCUAUGAGCAACGAGGAGGCUUUUUUUUCUCCUCUCUACUGUUGUCUUUAGGUUAGCUAUGCUACAAUCUUUACUGUACCCAGCGCUAGCUAUAUGCGCCCCGCACCGCACCACUCUGGAUAUCUGGGAAUAAUCAACUUCCAGCUUGUCGCACCCUGCAACCAGAGACUACACACAGAUCCCGCAGUAGAUUACCCAGAGGGCCGCUGGUCUGAGGAUCGUCCAGAGAAGAGAGGGACUGACGAAGAGAGCGAUCGAGGACGACGAAGAGUUAUUGGAGGAGGAGGUGGAGCCUCUGGAAGAGCCCCCCCCCCUCUGUGAAGCCCCUCCCAUCUGAGGAAGUGCAGUCAAGUCGCCAACACUGUGGCAAAGACGCAGGACAUGACCCAAAGCACUGCAGGAAACUACACACACUAAGCUCGAGCGCCGUUGCUGUCUGUGAUGCCCUCCCAUGACGCCCAGGUCAGUAGCUGACACUGCCAGUGAGCGGGAGACGCCACUGCACAACCGGUCCUGGGCCGGCGCAAUCAGCCGGUUCUUGCCCUCCCUCUCUCACGCUGGAGACUCCACCUCCACCCGCCUACCAGUAUCCACAACCAUCAGUUCCGAUCCACCGCAGUAAGACCCCCUCAGAAACCGACACGCUGACGUCCUUGGCAAGCACCAGCAGCAGCAGCAGCAGCCAAAUACCACGAUAUCUUCAACGCAAUCAGCAACACCAGCACCACCAUUAUCACCACCACCAGCAGCAGCCGUAAUGUCCAGUCGCAGAAAGUCCUCCACCCCCUGCAUGGUUCGGGUCAUCAGUGACCUGCCUGAAGAGCAAGAUGACCCGGAAGGGGUGAUGGACAUGGAAAUAUUAGCGGACAACAAUGUUACAAGAAAAGUACAGUCAGAAUCAUCUGAAUCUGCAGAAAAGAGUCACAUCACCCAUCAGGAGAAGCCAGAGAAUCCAGACCAGCAGACAUUUCCUAAACCAGUGGAAAACCAGAAUCCUGAGCCAUUAGAACAAAAGGAGCAGUCAGGUAAAGAAGACCAACCCCCUGUCAUUGAAGAUGUAGAAGCCAGAGAAGAGAAGGACAGGGGAGGGGCUGAAUCUCACCCGGCGUCCCAGAAAAAGCAGUCCAGAGGUUACGAGUGCAAAUACUGCCCGUUUUCAACGCAGAUCCUGAAUGACUUUAAAGAGCAUGUGGACUCAAGCCACCCUAACGUCAUUCUCAAUCCGUUGUACCUCUGCGCUGUCUGCAACUUCAACACCAAGAAGUUUGACUCGCUCACAGAGCACAAUGAGAGCCAGCACCCGGGCGAGACAAACUUCAAGUUCAAGAGGAUAAAAAUGAACAAUCAGACUAUCUUAGAGCAGACAAUCGAAGGCAAGGACAAUUCAGUUGAAUGUGAAGUGACAAGUGAACGGGGUGAAAGCAGCAACAUUUCUGUCUUUCCACCUUGCAUAUCUACCACGGUGAAAACCCCAAACAAUAUUCAGUCGCUCUAUCAAGGGAGGGAACUGAAAAGCCAGCUGGAUGGCCUAAUCCAGAAGGAUCAAAUCACAGCAGUAAACAUCAACGGAACAGUCAUCAUCCCUGAACCCACCAUGCUUCAAGGGCUCUCCCAUGUCACCCCCAUGCUCCAGCGCCCACCCAACUUUAACUCUGUACCAAAAAUAGCUGUUCCCUUGAACACCACCAAAUACAACCCUUCUCUAGAUGAUAACUUAACACUGAUCACCUCCUUUAACAAGUUUCCUUACCCGACACAUGCUGAGCUGUCGUGGCUCACGGCUGCCUCCAAGCACCCGGAGGAACAAAUCAAAGUCUGGUUCACCACCCAGCGGCUGAAGCAAGGCAUCACCUGGUCCCCAGAGGAGGUGGAGGAGGCCAGAAAGAAAAUGUUCAAUGGCUCCAUCCCUCCAGCUCAUCACACGUUCACCGUCCUGCCUACAAGCCCAAUCUCUCAGCCGUCUGCCAAAGCCUCUUAUCAGCCCGUUGUCCACACCACAGUCGAGCAUCCAGGUCAUGUCCGGACAACCGCGUCCAAUGGGUUAAGUGUAUUCACCCCCACAAACUCACCUGCUGGAGUUGCCAUUGGCUCCAGCCACACCCUUAAACGACCCCUGCCAGCACACCUGACGACGGUGUUUGGCCCGGAGUCUAAGCGACCCGUCAUGGCAGUUGCCCCCCAUUCUGGCGACCCUAAAGACAAGGGCCUCAUGGCUCCUCCUCCACCCCCUCCGCCCCAGAAAGACCGCCUCCCAAUGGCUCCGCCUCCUGUUCCCAUGGAGAUGAAGAGACAUGUAGCAGUUCCUCUGGUCACCACAGAGAUGAAGAGGCCAUCCACUGCUGUGCCUUUAAUGCCACCACCAUCAUCGUCAUCAUCACCAUCUUUGUUGUCCAAAGGGAAGAUUCUCUCGACGUUAGGAAGCCCCAAAACAAAGCCAGUGGUGUCUCUGCCCUCCAUAGUCUUUCCAGAGUCCUUAACAAGGCCAAUGAUAGCUCCCCCGCCUAUCUUUGCCCCUCCAUUUAAAAACUCAUUACUUAUUCCUCGUACACUGCCUAUCACUUCCAAAGAAAAGCACCCCAAUACCCACCCUUUGCCAGCUGCUGAUCUGAAGCUGCCAAACUCCCCUCCACUCAUUACCCCACAGAUAAGGAGGCCGACCAUUAUUCAGUCCAUUCGUGCUCCAGGUAAAGCCCCAUCCCAGAAUCCAGGGUUCCCCUUGGAUGGUAAGAAACUAAAAGAGCAGCAAGGAGUGGAGCUGAAAGCCAGCUACCCCAGAGGAGACAAGGUACUCACUCCUCUGGCAGAAGCCAAUGGAACUUCUCGCACAGACAGCAAAUGGCCCCACAAUCAGACUUCCCCUGCUCACAACAAUGGAGUUACACAUUUGGAUGGUGGUGAGCCGCCAGCAGCACCGAAACCAGAUUUUCAGCAGAAGUCCUCAGUGCUGACACAGUUCCCCUUGUUGGAGAGGAUGAAAGGAAAGACAGCGGAACAGUUAAAGAUCCUGGAGGAGAACUUCUUGAGGAACAGCUUCCCCACACACAGCGAUGUGGACAAUCUGUCAGCCACCACCCGCCUGUCUCACCAGGAAAUCGACAGCUGGUUUGUGGAGCGCCGUGCACUACGCGACAACCUGGAACAAGCACUUCUCAAUUCCAUGGGCACUAAGAGGAUUGGCUUGGGUGGCAUCGCUGCCAUCACUGAGAAACAACUACAUCAGCAGCAACAGCAGCACCAAACUCUAAAGCUGAAUGGGAUUCACAAACCAAGUACCGGUGUGGGCCAUCUUAAGAGCCCUCCUCCACCUACACACACUCUGCCCAUCAUUGCUCCCGGCACCAUUGCGCCCUCCAUCCCCAACCCGAAUUCCUGCUCAGUGCCUCCAGACAGCCGAUCCCUGGCUCUCCUCAAGGACGAUUUUGCUCAAACACGGUGGCCUUCCCCUGAGGAGUUUAGCCAGCUGGAGGGUCGGACAGGACUGGCUCGCACCGACCUCGCCCGCUGGUUCAACGACAGCCGGCUGCAGAGCAGCAGCAUGGAGCUGACAGAACUUUUUCACAAUAAUGGAGUAAAUGGAGGACAGGGGCCACCUGUGUGCUCCCCCGAAAACACUCCCUCCAGCAUAAUCCAGCGCUGUCAGGAAGGAGCUGUGACAAACAACAACAACAGCAGUAAGGUGCUGGAGGUUGAGUUGGGCUGGCUGAUGGAGCAACGCGCCAACAGCCUCGGCAGUCAGCAGCACGAUGAGCUUCAUGACCGGUUCGCUGGCAGCAGACUGAGGCAGCAGAACCUAGCAGAGUUGAAGAACGGGGGACAGAACGGGGGAGUCGUGGGCGGAGCGCGGGAGGUGUUCGGGAGCUGGCUGGAGGACGGACGCUCGAGGAGAGGACGGGAGCUGCUCCUGGACAGAGAGAGGAAGAUGGCGGAGGACACGUCCGGGAGGCUGACUGGAUAGACGGUGCGAAUGCGAUUUGCCGCCUUCGCCGCCGCUGCUGCUGGAAACAUACAGAAGGAAAGGAAACGAAGAACGGAGCAACAAAAGAAGAGUUUUUUUUAAUUAUCAGAUAUUGUAUUUUUUUCUUUUUUUUUUUCUUUUUUUUAAUUUUUACCAGUUUUUAUCUUUUGAUAGUCGCAUUGCAGAUCACGCACAACAUCCUCCUCCGCCGCGUCAGAGGUAAUCUCGUCAGCGUUCUCGACCUGAGGCGUAACCCCUCCACAGAUGUGACGUUCACAACAAAAAGAUGAGUUUAAAUAAGAUUUUAUUUUGGCGAGGCGUAAACACGCUCCCCGAUUUGAAGUCUGAAGAGCGCAAGGAGAAAUUCAGGGUCACGCUCUGUGAAGAUAAUUGAAAUCGCCCUCUCUCACGGUGAAUCUCAGAUUGCUGCUUUCUUUUCAUUUUUCACAGCGAUGUGAGUUUUACUAAAGUAUUACGAUACAGUACAACACAGGGACAGAUCUUCACCCUGCAAAUGCAGAGACGGGGCUCAGCACACAAACACCACCACAGACGCAGCUUAUAGGGGAGACGAGGAUUUCCAAAAUGCUGUAAACAAUCACAGUAAGUGAUCAAAGGUAUGACAGGGUUCUCAACAUGCUGAGGCUUCCUUUUAAGGUGGAAUUUGUCUUUCUGCAGUGAAAGCCCAGAAAUUCAAUUUAAAGAGGUGGAUUGGUUUAUAAUCAGUAGUACUGGUCCCUAUAAUCCCCGAACCUUUUUGAAUUCAAGUACAAACGGCCUCUUUUUUUAUUAGAGCUACCUUUGGAGGCCUGGAAACCACAUUUGGUGAAGCCGAACAACUUUCUGUGGAAAAUCUGUCACCAAUGUGCAUCGUAGGCACACAAUAGUCAUUAUCAGCACUUUACUGUAAGGCCCUAAAACCCCCUAAGUCACUCUGGAGGAAGCAGCAUCCGUCUCAUGAGAGGGGGAUUAGCAGGUUGUGAACUCGGACGGACGGACAUUUGUGGCCGAGGCGGUGUUGUGCGUGACCUGUGUUGCCGUGGAGACGUGGGGAGG